UCAAGCCGCUAAAACCCUAGCUCCCCCGCCGCCCACCUCCGCGCACCACCAUCAUGCUGCUCCGCCGCCUCCUCCACUCCUCCCGCCACUUCCGCCACGGCCUCCAAACCGUAGCUCCGGCCACCAGCGCCUCGUCCUCUCCCCUACCAUUUCGCCGCCUCCCGGACCUCCUCCUCCCCGCGCGCGUCCUCUCCCCACGGCUCCUCUCCACCUCCGGCCGCGACGACGACGGCAACAAGCCGUGGAGCUUCGCGGGGGUCUCAGGCGAUCCGGACCCGUUCCCCCAUGAGGAAGCCGCCGCCGACGCUGGAGAGGCGCUGCCGGUAGGUCCCGCGGCCGUCGCCGACGAGCCCUGGGCGAAGGGCUUCGGCGUGGAGGACGGCGAUAGUGGGGACGUGUUCGAGGGGAUCUACAAGGAGGCGGCGUCGGCGGCCCCGGCGAGCGGAGAGGCGGCUCCGGCAGGCGACGAGGAGCAGUGGACACUGAGUGGGGAUGAGAAGGAUCCCUUUGCCGAUGCUGUGCUUGGGGAGGGGAUCGAUGGGAUUCAAGGUGAGGGUGGUGGGCUCGAUGAGCUCGAUGCGGGUGAAGACCCUGAGGCUGAGCUGAAGCGACAGAAGAACAUGGAGAGGGAGAAGGAGCUGAUGGAGAUACUCAAAGGUCCAAAUCGUGCAUUUGGUGAUGCCAUUGCUUCCUCUGGGAUCACUGAGGGAAUGAUUGAUAGUUUGAUCCUCUUGAAGGAUGUCAGGGAUGUUCCGGGAAUGCCUCCCCUAACUGAAAUAGAAGAUGAAGCUAUCGAGAAACUGAGUGCAACAUCAAGCAGAGCUGAAGUCGAGCGCCAAAAGCAAGAAGAAAUUGCCAAGGCACGAGUAAGACAGGUUGAUGAGAAAGGAAGGGCUUAUGGAACAGGGAAAAGGAAAUGCAGCAUUGCCCGUGUUUGGAUUGAGCCUGGUGAUGGCAAAUUCAUUGUCAAUGAAAAGGAGUUUGAUGCUUACUUCCCAAUCCUGGAUCAUCGAGCCGACCUUCUUCGUCCAUUUACCGUUACCAAGACUUUGGGGCUUUGGGAUGUGACCUGUACUGUGAAAGGUGGCGGUGUCUCAGGACAAGUUGGUGCUAUCCGCUUGGGAAUCAGCAGGGCCUUGCAGAAUUGGGAACCAGGACUGCGUCCAUACCUCAAAGCAGCUGGAUAUUUGACAAGAGAUUCACGUGUGGUCGAAAGGAAAAAACCUGGAAAGGCAAAAGCAAGAAAGAGCUUCCAAUGGGUCAAGCGGUAACAGGGCCAUCAGCAGAACUACCAUUUUUUUGGGUGGCAGAUCGAUGCCCCUCGUGGGUUUUCUUGUCAAUUUGGAAGGUUCUUUCAGCUUGAUACUAAAUUCCUUCAGUUUGUAUUGAUAUGGGAUUGUGCUACACUUGUGAAACAUGACACAGCAAAUUGAUCCAGAAAAUACCAUUUGACCUAGUCAAGAUUCAGAAGUUGCUUUGCAAUGAGCUGUCAAUAAAACAGGCUGUGCCAAUGGAACUCAAUGUUCAGCUCUGAUGAAAAAUCCCCUCGCGUCUGAGGUUUUCAUUGCUGAGAAACAGGUUUCAUAUGCCGAUUGAUGAUCGUGAUAACUUGCUUUACAA
Messenger RNA from Setaria italica (foxtail millet), 1620 nucleotides. RefSeq lists its product as uncharacterized. The coding region runs from base 54 to 1271 and encodes 405 amino acids. Gene Ontology annotation, molecular function: RNA binding; structural constituent of ribosome. Lineage: Eukaryota; Viridiplantae; Streptophyta; Magnoliopsida; Poales; Poaceae. Gene Ontology annotation, cellular component: ribosome; cytosolic small ribosomal subunit. Gene Ontology annotation, biological process: translation. The record is from RefSeq and is a predicted model, not a curated record. The transcript is spliced from 5 exons.